Molecule: messenger RNA, 1144 nt
Organism: Neoarius graeffei (lesser salmon catfish)
Lineage: Eukaryota; Metazoa; Chordata; Actinopteri; Siluriformes; Ariidae
Gene: hemgn
Product: hemogen
Exons: 4
Coding region: 198-854 (218 amino acids)
Source: RefSeq, a predicted model, not a curated record
AGCAUGACCCGUUUUUUCUGAAUUCUGUGCCAAGUCCUCCUCCUUUACAAAUAAGAUAAGAGUGGCGUUGCACGAACUCUCCCAGCUUGGCGUUAAUGUUUAGCCUGAUAACUCUUCUCUCAGGGGCAGGAGCCACAGCGCUUUUCUUCUCCCACCCGUCUCACACUUACACUUUAUGUGUUUGAUCGAGCGACAAAAUGGAGGAGACGCUCGAGGAGAAAGUUCCCGUCGAAGUGAAAGUCCCUGAUGAUGACCAAGGAGGGAUCGGACGGCGGCUUCGGGAUCGAGAUCUACUGAGGAAGAGGAAAGCUGAAGCGGAAGAGCGAGCAACUAACCAGUGGGUUUAUGGAGCUCAGACCAGUAAGCGAGCGAAGAGAGAAACAAACAACGUUCCAAGGAAGAAAGGCAGACCAAGAAAGAACAUCCCUGUAAAGGAACAACAGCCUGAAACAACAGAAGUUCCACAUGCGGGUGAACUUGAGACACCCAGCCAAGCGGAGGAGAAGGUUACUGCUCCACAUUCUGCCCCGAUUCCUACCCAAGUGUCAGCUCCUGCUCUGGAUCUUCCUCAGAUUCCUGCUGAGGUUUCUGUCCCUAUCCCUCUUCCUCCUCCUGAUGUGAUACCAGAGGUGAAGCCCAGCAGUGAAGCUCUUCCUGAACAGGUUCUGAUUGAAGAGCUCAGCCCUGAUGAGGAAGAGGACAAAGUGGAGCCUCAAGAUAAACUUGUAAUCGAUCAAGGUGGUGUUGAGGAAGUGACAGGUGUUGGCGUUGACGCUGGUGAACAGAAUAAGGUGUUCUCAGACACAGUGUUAGCGUCGCCUCAGCCUGAACCUCUACCAGGAAACCUGAUCUAAUGGAUCCCCAACCAACCCCAGAGAUCAUAGCAUUAUCACAACCACAUUGUAUUUCUCUGGUUAACAACAACAAAUUAUUAUUAUUAUUAUUAUUAUUUUACAUUUCAAGUGUGUAUAUGAGGAAUUCGACCAACAGCAGAUCAAAGGGUUUGCAUCUGAUGUAGAAUUUCAAUCAGGAACAAAUGUAUAUUUAUUAAUGUUGUGAUAUUUUCUUGAGCCUGAAGCCAUUUUUUUCCUUUUCUUUUUUCAAAAUGAAUCAUUUUCAAUAAAAGAGAAACAGUGAAUUUGUA